Ostreobium quekettii is the source of this 528-nucleotide messenger RNA. The record is from the annotation of a GenBank genome assembly. Lineage: Eukaryota; Viridiplantae; Chlorophyta; Ulvophyceae; Bryopsidales; Ostreobiaceae.
AUGUUUUCACAAGGGUCAGAGCAAAACAAUGCAAGGGACUUGCCAGGUAACUAUGGCCAGGUGUUCCAUCCCCAUUCCUUGGGCAACACACUGGGGUGCCCCUCUUGCUUUUGGUUGUUGUACUUAUCCAAGCCUUCUUGUGUCACCUGUUGCGAAUUUGCAGACACUUACGAUGUCUACAUCACAUCAAGUAACAGAGUCAAGUUAAUCGAUUUUAACCCCAUUGGUGGCUCAACUUCGCCACUGUUGUUUACGUGGUGCGAACUUGGUUACCUGCCAAAGAUGGACAGCAAUGCAGAUGGCAUUGCAGAGGCAGCGAUGGCGACCACAGAAGACAAGUCUUCCUCAAGACAGCACAGUGAUCUUCCCGGUGGUUUUGGAGGUUCGCCACCAAUCCGCGUUGUUGGAGAUCAGAGUGGGAUGAUGUUGGGUCAGCAAGUGGCUUAUGGCAUGCCCUUUGAUAUGAUAGGCUGCUCUGUGGAGGACAUGGUGAAAGCGAUGGGAGCGGAAGAGGGAGCUAUGGGCUAA